CGUGGAUUUCAUUUUCUCUGCGCACUUCGAACUGAUCGCUCGUAUCGCUCCCGGGACUCGAAAACCGAAUUCCGACCUCUAAUCGAACCCAAAUCCGAAACCCAACAAUCGCCGGACUUCGACUUCGACUCGAAUUCCUUUUACGCGCUAACUUAUUGAACACUUGAAGGGCACAUUAAGUUCUGAAAAUUACGACUUUAGCAUAUUGUGUUUGUGUUUAAAGAGCAAAGUGUAAACAAUCCGGAAGAAUUAUUCCCCAAACUGACGAAAAUGGGUCGCCUGUUCCAAUACAAUCGCUUUGGCGCCACGGAUAGCAUCAACAAAAACAUCAGCAAAAAGGAUACUCAGCACAAGAACAAGAUGCUACGUAAUGCCAUCAAAUGUCCAGGCUACUCGGACAUCUAUGGCCAGUACAAUAAGGACGCGUCCUUCGAGAAGUGCCAACAAUGGAGCGACAAGCUGGAAUUUCCAGUUGCCGGAGAUAUGGAUAAACAAGAACCGAUCCAGAGUCGCACGCACAAGGUCUACGACAGCAUGAAGAAUUUCCUGCAGCGCAAACUCUUCGCACAACCCUCGCAAAAGGAACAGACCUUGAACGAAGAACCCACAAGCGACUAUGAUGAGCAGGACCUUCUCGACUCCUCGUACCACGCCGACGCGGAGGAAGAGGAGGAGGAACGCGAUGCGGACUGCAGCUGCAGCUCCACUGGAAGUAGCACCACCAGUAGCAACCCAACCACGCCCAAACGCUCGCCCCAAAAGUCCUUACUUUCCCUCAACUGCUGGCAGAGCAGUCAGCCGAGCAGUGACUCCAAUCCUGAAGAGGAGGAGGAGGAGGAGGAUACAAAGGAGGACUCCGACGCUGGGAUAUCCGAUUGCUGUCAACUGUUGGCUGAGAGCUCCCCCAAUUCCUUGAGCAAACGCCGCAGAGCCGCCCCUCUGUUCACCAGAUACAUCAGUGCCAACCAAAAUUCUGAUGAUGAUGAUGACGAAGAGCCGGAGCUGCUGGCGUGUCCUUGGUAUCAGCCCAGGAUUACGGCAAAGGCCGCUUUGGAAUACCUGCAGCCGGCCACACCUGGAAGCUUUCUCCUGCGCCGCAGCACUCCGCGACAUUUCGAACUGGUCCUGCGACUCGAAAGGAGCAACAAAGUCAAGACCUAUGCUGUGCAGUCCACCCGGAAUCAGAUGUACCGCCUGAAAGGAGCCAAGAAGCAGUUUACCAGCCUGAAAGCCCUCAUCACGCACCAUUCCGUGAUGGCCGAACAACUGCCAUUGACACUGGAUUUGCCCAGGGAGCGUCAUGUGGUGAAACCCCCAUCAGUGCGCUAUGCAGAUGACUUCGAACCCCUGGAAUCCCUGCAGCUACUCGGCAUCCUCAAGAGUCUGCAGGCCAAAAGCAUCGAGAUAUAGGAAAUAAUUAAUAAGCGGGGUAUCAAGGGGCGGGCAUAAUAAUAUCGAACUGCAAAGGGAACGAUAGGUGAAAGUAAUUAGGAAUUUGUUUUGUUCUAUGCAUAAGUACAUGUGAUAUAGUUUACGGACUUGCGGGCUGAGCAACCCUCGAAUUUAGUUAAGGUUUACCAACUAAUUGAAAUAUUUUGUAUCCGACGUAGGCUAAGUUUUCUAUUGUGAAAGUGAAAUAUGAAUAAAAAUCGAACAAUGGCAUUCAGCGAAAACGCAA
Messenger RNA from Drosophila rhopaloa, 1678 nucleotides. RefSeq lists its product as uncharacterized. Lineage: Eukaryota; Metazoa; Arthropoda; Insecta; Diptera; Drosophilidae. Bases 271 to 1410 code for a protein of 379 amino acids. The transcript has 3 exons. The record is from RefSeq and is a predicted model, not a curated record.